AAUCCAGAUCCCUCAAUUCUGCGGGUUGACAGCAACUACUUUCUUGCAACCUCUUCCUUGGAGUACUGGCCAAGUACGCCAAUUUACACGUCCAUGGAUCUCGGUAACUGGACGUUGUACUCUCAUGCAUUCACGAGGUCCAGCCAAGUGCAAAUGUACGGCAUCCCUACGGGGGCUGGUAUAAAUGUAGGCACUUGGGCCCCGACCUUGUCUCAUAUCAACGGGCUGUACUACCUGGCAUCCAUGACUCGAUGGACCUUUAACCCUGUUGCUCGUGUAUGGCCGCGCGUAAUCUGGUCCGUGUCUGAGGAUCUCAAGUCUUGGAGUGAGCCGAUUUGGUCCGGUUGCUGGGGGACUGACCCAUCAUUGUUCCAAGACCUGGUCUCCAAGAAGGUCUACCUGAACCUGAUGGCGCCAACUAACGACGUUGACAGAAUUUGGGGCAUCUAUCAGUGUGAGGUUGACCUCAGCUCCGGACUAUGUGGUACCGAUGAUCUCCAUCGUGCGACAAUCGCACGUUCUUCAUCGCCUGAGGGUCCCUGGGAACCGGAUCCAAACAAUCCGAUCCUGUUCAACGGUCACUACGGUUAUGACAACCUCACAGUGCAGUCCACCGGCCACGGUACCAUUUUCGAUACGCCGGACGGGUUAUCGUAUAUUGCGUACCUGGCACGCCGCAAAAUCAAUGGAUCCUCUCCGUUAGGCAGAGAGACUUUCUUGUCCCCAGUUACUUGGCAGGAUGGGUGGCCAGUCGUCAACGGAGGGCAACCUGUGCUCCUGAGUGAGCGAAUUGGGAAUCUUAGCGAUAAUCCUGACGUGCGAUAUCCAGCGUUUAGAGAUUCAUUCGAUGAAGGCGUCCUCGACCCUUCUUGGUAUCAGCUUCGGACCCCUUAUACCCAGAACUUUGAGCUCAAGAAAGAGAACCCCGGGGGCCUUGUUCUCCGACCGAAUGCUUUUGACCUAAGCAACCGCGACACCCCGGCUGCUAUCCUACGCAAGCAGAAGUCCUUGAAUAUGACCUUCAGUGCCCGACUGCUGCCGACAUCCUCUGGCCUCGGCUACGGCGAGAUCGUCGGAGUCAGCGCCUAUCGGAGUGAGCUGCAACACCAGGACAUUGGUGUUUCUGGUUGUGUAAACAGCACAGGAAUGUGCAUCUAUACCACGUUAAUGAUGAACAACACAGUUCAGUAUACCCAGGUGCCGCUGAAUUCGUCGACGAUCCCAUCCGACCUGACCCUUCACAUUCGAGCUGAGCCCUUGUCCUACCAUCUUGGGUACAGCCAGGAUAUGCAUGGCCCGAGAACAUGGUUGGCCGAACUCUCGUCGUCGUGGUUGGCGUUUGCGCCCGAGAAUUAUUUUGUAUUCGCCGGCGCCAGCUUCGCGCUGUUUGCGACCGGGACCGGCAAGCCCUGGCCGCCCCAUGCCCCUGACGUUGGCUUUGCAGAGGUUAGGGAAACGUAUUUUGAGGAGGAUAUCCCGGACUACGAUGAUUGGUGA
This is a messenger RNA of Aspergillus uvarum CBS 121591, 1497 nucleotides long. Its product is annotated as beta-xylosidase. Gene Ontology annotation, molecular function: hydrolase activity, hydrolyzing O-glycosyl compounds. The record is from RefSeq and is a predicted model, not a curated record. The annotation marks the transcript as partial. The transcript is spliced from 4 exons. Lineage: Eukaryota; Fungi; Ascomycota; Eurotiomycetes; Eurotiales; Aspergillaceae. Gene Ontology annotation, biological process: carbohydrate metabolic process.